CAGCUUUUACAACGAGCCUGGGAAAAAAUUCUACCUCGUUAUAAUUUACGCCAUUAUAGUUUGUGCCGAACUGCUUUUGAAUUAUUGCUAGAUGCGGUAGAAGAAAGCAGAUUAAUUACUUUAAAAUUACCCAGAACUAAACAAGAAGUAUUAAAUUAUUUAGAAACUAAAAAGCAACAAAAUAUCGAACGAGAACUAGAUCAGUUUGAAGACAUAUUAAGGAUGUCCAAUGAACGAUUAAGGUUAAUCAAUGAUGAAUUUAAUCACAUCAACAACAUACUUUAUCCCAAUCAGCCUUUUAGUUUCCAAAUUCUAAGAGUUGAAAUCAGAAGACUAAAAGUCCAAGAUUUAAUUAUCCAUAUUCCCUUAAAGAAGCAAGAAUUAGAACUGUUAAUUAAUACUGCCAAGGAACGGCUUAAUAGAGCUGAGAUAUAUAUCUUGGAAAAAUUACUCCAAAAGCACUCUAGAAUUCUUCAAACUAAUGACAAUUCUAAUGCUGAGAGAUUGAAUGAACUUAAAGAGAUUUUAAGUGCAACGUUAAUCCAAGAAGACUUACAAACACUUUUAAAUAAACAAAUUGAAAUAUUUUAUUUAGAAAAGCAUUUAGAAAUUUUACAAACUGAAUAA
Molecule: messenger RNA, 627 nt
Organism: Racocetra fulgida
Lineage: Eukaryota; Fungi; Glomeromycota; Glomeromycetes; Diversisporales; Gigasporaceae
Source: the annotation of a GenBank genome assembly